This is a messenger RNA of Juglans regia (Persian walnut), 708 nucleotides long. RefSeq lists its product as uncharacterized. The coding region runs from base 1 to 708 and encodes 235 amino acids. Lineage: Eukaryota; Viridiplantae; Streptophyta; Magnoliopsida; Fagales; Juglandaceae. The record is from RefSeq and is a predicted model, not a curated record. The transcript has 2 exons.
AUGGGUGAAUAUUUGAAGAUUGAAGAGACUACCGCAUUAAGAAGCCUAAAAGUAUUUGUCAAAGUUGUUGUUUCAAUUUUCUCUGAAAAGUACUUAAGCAAACCCAACAAUGAUGACAUUGUUAGAUUGCUCGCAGUUGGUGAGAAACAUGGAUUUAUAGGAUCUCAUAGUGAUAUAAAUGUGCUUGAUAGAUCAUUUAUAUUUUCUAACCUUGCUCAAGGAAAUACUCCGACUGUUAAUUACACUAUUAAUGGUCACAACUAUGUAAUAGGAUACUAUUUUGCUGAUGGCAUUUAUCCGCAAUGGACAACAUUUGUUAAAACUAUCUCAGUUCCCCAAGGAAACAAGAAAAAAUAUUUUGCUGCAGCCCAAAAGUCCGCAAGGAAGGAUGUGGAGAGCGCUUUUGGUGUGCUUCAAGCACGUUUUGCUAUAAUUCGUGGACCUGCACCAUGUUUUCACAUUGAAACACUCAAUGAUAUUAUGAUGGCAUGCGUAAUUUUACAUAAUAUGAUCAUUGAAGAUGAACGGAUGACAAUGAAGAAGAAAAAUUUGAAUAUGAAUAGUUGGCAGAAAGCACAUAUGAUCCAGUGUCAACUGGCUCUAAACCUAAAUUUAGCGAGUUCAUUCAACAUCAUCAUGCUCUUAGGGAUAGAAGAAUCCAUUGUAACUCCAACCAGAUCUUGUCGACCACUUAUGACAACAAUAUAG